AAAAAGGGACUGGUUGCUAGUGGAAACCUCAGGGUGAAACUCACCCAGCUUUAGUAACCAACUCGAUUGCAUAGACUUUAGAUAACCAUGUGAAGGGGAUUCUACCAUCAGAAAAGAGGCCAAACUUCUAUCACCAUGGUGGAUGUGAAGUGUCUGAGUGACUGUAAAUUGCAGAACCAACUUGAGAAGCUUGGAUUUUCACCUGGCCCAAUACUACCUUCCACCAGAAAGUUGUAUGAAAAAAAGUUAGUACAAUUGUUGGUCUCACCUCCCUGUGCACCACCUGUGAUGAAUGGACCCAGAGAGCUGGAUGGAGCUCAGGACAGUGAUGACAGCGAAGAGCUUAAUAUCAUUUUGCAAGGAAAUAUCAUACUCUCAACAGAAAAAAGCAAGAAACUCAAAAAAUGGCCCGAGGCUUCCACCACUAAACCCGAAGCUGUAGAUACCUAUUGCUUGGAUUAUAAGCCUUCCAAGGGAAGAAGGUGGGCUGCAAAAGCACCAAGCACCAGAAUCACAUAUGGGACUAUCACCAAAGAGAGAGGCUACUGCGCGGAAGACCAGACUAUUGAGAGCUGGAAAGAAGAAGGUUUCCCAGUGGGCUUGAAGCUUGCUGUGCUUGGUAUUUUCAUCAUCGUGGUGUUUGUCUACAUAACUGUGGAAAAUAAGUCGCUGUUUGGUUAAGUAACUUAGGAGCAAAGCAAUACUCCAAGCGAGUCCUCCUGCUUCAGGAAAGAACCAAAAAAGUACCCUGAAGGGCAAGCCUAGCCCGCAGCCCUCCCUUGCAGGGAGCCUUCCCUUGCACUGUGCUGCUCUCACAGAUUGGGAUCUGGGCUCAGCCAGGUGGAAGGAACCAAUGGGAGAACGAGGCACCUGUGCUAAGAGCACGAUGGUUAGGAAAUCCCCCAAGUCAUGUCAGCUCUCAUUAAAGGUGCUUCCAUAUUUGAGCAGGUGUCAA
Molecule: messenger RNA, 955 nt
Organism: Piliocolobus tephrosceles (Ugandan red Colobus)
Lineage: Eukaryota; Metazoa; Chordata; Mammalia; Primates; Cercopithecidae
Gene: LEMD1
Product: LEM domain containing 1
Exons: 6
Coding region: 136-681 (181 amino acids)
Source: RefSeq, a predicted model, not a curated record